AUGUAUGUAUCGAAACUCGAUAGCGUGAAGACUUAUAUGAACUUGAGAAGGGUGCCUCUGAGGCUACAGGACCGCGUCAUCCGAUGGUUCGAUUACCUUUGGCUCAGCAAGAAAUCUUCUGAUGAAGACAAAACAUUAGGACUCCUGCCGAACAAAUUGAAAGCCGAAAUAGCCCUACACGUCCACCUGGAUACGUUGAAAAGAGUGGAAAUAUUCCAAAACACCGAAGCUGGCUUCCUAUGUGACCUCGUCCUCAAACUUAAACCUGUAUUAUUCUCGCCGGGAGACUAUAUUUGCAGAAAAGGUAGUUACUUUGGCGAAAUUAGCAUACUUAACAUGGGCCACACGGGGAAUAGACGGACCGCUUCCGUCAGGUCAGUGGGUUAUUCGGACUUAUUCUGCCUGUCGAAGAACGACCUUUGGGAGGUCUUGAAGGACUACCCUACGGCCAGGGUUCGACUCGAGGCCAUCGCCGUCAAAAGAAUGGAAAAGUACAAAAAACGUACACCCAUCGAUGAUAAUUGGGUCAAAGGUCAGUUAGUUUUUCACUGGUUGGGGGCUUAGAUCGAUUAAG
Messenger RNA from Helobdella robusta, 574 nucleotides. RefSeq lists its product as hypothetical. The transcript is spliced from 5 exons. Gene Ontology annotation, biological process: monoatomic cation transmembrane transport. NCBI's taxonomy places the organism in Eukaryota, Metazoa, Annelida, Clitellata, Rhynchobdellida, Glossiphoniidae. Gene Ontology annotation, molecular function: protein-containing complex binding; intracellularly cGMP-activated cation channel activity; intracellularly cAMP-activated cation channel activity. The record is from RefSeq and is a predicted model, not a curated record. Bases 1 to 564 code for a protein of 187 amino acids. Gene Ontology annotation, cellular component: intracellular cyclic nucleotide activated cation channel complex; plasma membrane.